This is a messenger RNA of Pochonia chlamydosporia 170, 4872 nucleotides long. RefSeq names its product TPR domain-containing protein. Lineage: Eukaryota; Fungi; Ascomycota; Sordariomycetes; Hypocreales; Clavicipitaceae. Bases 1 to 4872 code for a protein of 1623 amino acids. The record is from RefSeq and is a predicted model, not a curated record. Gene Ontology annotation, molecular function: protein binding. The transcript has a single exon.
AUGGCCGACUUCGAGGAAUCUAUCCGACGUAAACGGGCAGCCGUGGAUGAGAUGGUGAAAGACGAUCCAAAACGAGCAAAAUGUUUAAACGACUUGGCAAAUCAAUUUGAUCAUAGAUAUUCAAAGACUGGGGCGAUUGGCGACUUAGAGGAGGCAAUCCAACUUGGGCGGGAAGCUGUUCAUGCCACACCAGAAGACGAUACGAAUCGCACAAAACUGCUAAUUUCCCUUGCGAGCCGACUUUCCGACCGAUAUUUUGCGACACAGACAAUCAGUGACCUAACGGAGGCUAUUGGAGCUCAACAAGAGGCGUUGGGAGAAAUUGCUUCUGGUCAACCGGAUAGGGGAGCUUGUCUUGGUAACCUGGGGCUUCUCCUUAGUAGAAAAUAUUCCCAAACAAAAAAGAGGGCUGAUCUAGAGGAAGCUAUUCAAGUUACUAGAGAAGCAAUAGAUGCUACGACAGAUGGCCCAGACAAGGCUGGAGAAAAGAGCAAUUUGGGUUUGUUACUCAAGCGACGACACUCGAUAACAGGCGCCAGGUCAGAUUUGGAGGAAGCUAUUCAACUUGCCAGGGAAGCCCUCGAUGUUUUUACAGAAGGUCAUCCAGACAGAGCGGUGUUUCUGGGUAAUCUCGCAACUCUACUAGCUGAAAAGUGCUCAGGAACAGCAGAGUCGGAAAGGGUAGACGAGUUACUUCGAGUUUUAGCGGAAACCAUUGAUGCAACACCAAGCCAUCUUCCCAACCACCUGGCAUGUUUAGUUAUGCUUUGCAACCGAUUGAACGAUCGGUUCUUAAGAACCAAGUCGUCGGCCGACCUUGAUGAGACUAUCAGAGUAACAAGGCAAACGGUUACUGCGACGCCGAGAAGUUCACCAGACCGGGCGGUGGCCUGGGAGCGCCUUGGGCGCCGACUCAUUGAUAGAUACUCGAGAAGCAAAGCGACAACAGAUCUUGACGAAGCCAUUUUCGCUACGAAACAGGCCAUUGAGGCUUCUUCGUACGAUGAUCCUGAUCGACAAAUAUGUGUGAACAAUCUCAGGAAAAUGCUCUACAACAGGUAUCUAAGGAAAGACAAGAAUACCGACCUGGGUGAAGUAAUUAAACUCGGGUGUGAGAGUCUAUAUGCCAUGUUGGAAACCCAGGAGCAUUGGCGAAGACAGUUAUCUGGCAUCUUAUUUAGGGUGAGAGAUAGGUACUCGACAGCAGUAUGUUUGCCUGACUUGGACAAGGCUAUUGGAGCUACGAUGGAGGAUGUCGAGGCUACGCCAACAGGCCACGCAAACCAGAUUUCUUUAAUGCCCAAGCUGGAAGGCCUGAUCAAUGAGAUUCACUUGAAAUCCAAAGGGCUGUCGAACCUUAAGGUGGAUAUUCCUAUCGUACGCCAGGCUAUUGAUAUCACGCCGGAAGAUCACCCGAGCCACAGAGAGUACCUUAAUUGUCUAGGAAUGCUAUUAUUCCAGCGGUACUCGAAAUCAAACGCAAUAGCCGACCUGCUUGAGGCUGUCCAACAUAUACGAAAAGCAGCGUAUAAUACACCAAACGGCCAUCCAACCCGGGCUGUGUAUUUAAGACACCUCGGAAUUGUACUGGAUAAUAUAUACUUGGAAAGGGAAUCCGAGUCUGAUCUUGAGGAGGCAAUCCAAGUGGGACAAGAAGUUGUAGACGCAGUCCCGCAAAACGCUACAGAACGAGCAAUUGACCUGUAUAAGCUAGCAGCCAGAUUGGGAAGCAAGUAUUCGAAAACAUGGGCAAUGGGGUGGUUGGAGCGACAUAUCCAAAUUUUGCAACAGACGGUGGAUGCGAUGCCAGCGGACCACACAUGCCUGGCAGAAUGCCUACGCCAGCUUGCGAAUGCAUUGAAUGAACUAUACUUGAAGACACAAAGGGUAGCUUACAUGGGGGACGCUAUCAAAGUUACAAAAAGGAUGCUUGGCAUUUUGCCGGACAGGUAUCCAAACCGGGCUGAAGACUUGGGAAUGCUCGGGACUCAGUUCGGUGACCGGUAUAAGUUCACAGGCGUGAUUACUGACCUUGACGAGGCCAUUCGAUACACGCGCAAGGCUGCUGAUGCAGUUCCAGAGGGCCAUCCGGACAGAGAAUGGUAUUUAUGCAAUCUUGCAGGCCACAUUGCCAAUAAAUUCGUGGAGACGGGGGAUGAAAUCUAUCUCAGCGAGGCUAUCCAAGUCACUCGGGUAGCCGUUGAGGCCGCCUCGGAAGAUCGCUUGCAGGCAGCCAAGUCAUUAACAAAUCUUGGAGGCUUCUUAUUUAGGAGACACUCAAGUGGCGGAUCAACAGCAGACCUUGACGAGGCCAUCCAGGUUGGACAGCAAGCCGCAAACAUGAUGCCAGAACAUCACCCAGACCGACCGUCGUGCUUCAGUAAUGUAGCAUGUUAUUUGUUCAAACGACAUCGGCGAACAGGAGCAGCCACGGACCUUGACGAGGCCAUACGCUCGUCACGAAGUGCUGUCGCUGCAGCACCAGGUGAUCACCCUGAACGACCAGGAUGUUUAAAUAAUCUUACACUUGGGCUGAAAGAAAGAUACCUUCAAGCAGGAGCUAUGGUUGAUCUGGCGGAAUCCAUCCAAUGCAUACGAGAAGCAGUCCAUCUCACUGCCGAUGAUCAUGUAGACCGGCCAGGAUACUUGAGCAAUCUCGGAAGCUACCUUAAAGAACGGUAUAGAAGAACGGCCGCCAUGACUGACCUUGACGAGGCUAUCAGAGUUGAACGGGACCUCGUCAACAAAACUGCAGAGGAACAUAUCGAUUAUCCUGGGUUUUUAUCCCAGCUCGGGAAUAGUUUGUCAUUGCGAUAUGAAAAGGGAGGAUCGAUUUCAGACCUCAACAAAGCAAUUCGUCUCGGCGAGGAGGUCCUCAAUGCGACCUCAAAGGACAACCCAUCGUAUGCUCAGUGCUUGCACAACCUUGGGACUCGACUCUUCAGUAGAUUUAAGCGCAUUUUGGAGCAGGAAGACUUGGAAGAAAGCAUUCGUCUUGUACAAGAAGCCGUUAAUACAGUGCCAGAGGAUCGACCCGACCGCGCAGAAUGGCUCAAUAGCCUCGGACUCGCGCUCAGCGCCAGCUACUACAUAACGGGAGACAAGUCUGAGCUUGAAAGGGCUGUAUCAUGCCAUGAAAUGGCAUUGCGACAAUGUACAACCCUUACCGUCACCAGGAUACUGGCUGGAAGGGCGGCUCUUCGUCAGUGUGCGGUACUGCUCGAUUGGCAACGCGCAUACGAUGCGUCAUCUCAAGCAGUACAUCUUAGUUCCAAGUUGACGAUGCGGUCGUUGACAAUGUCUGACAAGCAACACGUACUCAGUCAAGUAGUUGGCCUCACUUCUGACUCUGCAGCUGCAGCGUUGAACGCGGCGCAAGGACCUGUAACGGCUUUGUCUUUGCUUGAGGAAGGCCGCGGCAUCCUUGCCACCUCGAUUGAAGAUAUGCGAGUCGAUGUUUCGUAUUUGCGAUCUAGCUAUCCUGAGCUAGCUGAGCUAUUUACUCACCUUAGGGACAGUCUAGAACUAUCACCAUCCCCUUUUACUACGUCCUCUGGACAUAAUGGACUUGAACGUUCAUCACAAUCUGACACCGAUAGGCGUCAUAAAGAAGCUGGUAGGUUGGACGAGCUGCUUGCUGAAAUUCGUGGAAAACCGGGAUUCGAGGACUUCCUUCAACCACCGAGCGAAGAGGAUUUGUGUGCGGCGGCGAAGCGUGGUCCGAUCGUCGUCGUCAACGUCAGUGUGUAUCGUUGCGAUGCCCUGCUUGUUGAGCAACACCGAACUCGACAUUUAGCGUUACCCGAUCUUACUAUCAAGGAUCUCGAUCAGAAAGCCAAAGAAGGGAACUUGGGCCGUCCCCAAAUCCUAGAGUGGCUAUGGGACGUGAUUGCUGGUCCGGCAUUGAAUACCUUAGGAUUCACUCAGUCCGUCACCAGUGGUAACUUGCCACAUGUGUGGUGGGUUCCCACCGGUUCUUUGAUCAAAUUUCCUCUCCAUGCGGCAGGAUAUCACUUUAAGGCUGGUUGUGAGACAGUGCUCGACAGAGUCAUGUCCUCCUACAGUCCGUCCAUCAAGGCAAUAAUACGCGGGCGACAACAACCCAUCCGAGGAAUUCCGCCAUCGCGUGAAGCUCAAGCUCUGCUUGUCGCUAUGGAGAGCACCCCCGGUGCUUCUGGGCUACCUUUUGCAACUCAAGAAGUGGCGAUGCUUCGUGGUGUCUGCGAGUCAAUGGGCUUGAAUCCCAAUGAACCUGCUCGUUGUAAGAGCGACAUUAUAUCGAGCCUAGGAACUUGUCACAUAUUCCACUUUGCUGGUCAUGGGUACACCAAUUCCAUUGAUCCUUCUCAAAGCUCCCUACUUCUUGAGGACUGGGAAAAUAAUCGAAUGACGGUGACAAGUCUGAUCGAGAUGAAUCUGCGUGAGAAAGCGCCAUUCCUAGCCUACCUUUCCGCUUGUGGAACUGGUCAGAUUCGAGACGACCUGCUCAUUGACGAGAGCAUCCAUUUAAUCAGUGCAUGUCAACUAGCAGGGUUUCGCCACGUUGUCGGUACGCUGUGGGAAGUUAAUGACGAAAUCUGUGUGGAUAUGGCGAAAAUCACGUACCAAGGCAUCAAGGACUACGGCAUGACGGAUGACUCGGUCUGCCAUGGGCUCCAUAGUGCUAGCAAGGCUCUUCGUGAUCGGUGGGUGAAUACAUCAGCCAAGAUAGUGCAUGCUACGAGAGUGGAGAGGGGAAACUCGCACCGGAAUGCGACUGAGAAUGACAGUCGACUGCCGAGAGACGUAAUUCUAUGUGAGGAUGAUGAUGAGGAGACAUGGGAGAGUGUUGGCCCUCCACUUUGGGUUCCCUAUGUUCACUUUGGUGUCUGA